Messenger RNA from Gregarina niphandrodes, 1857 nucleotides. RefSeq lists its product as hypothetical. The record is from RefSeq and is a predicted model, not a curated record. The transcript has a single exon. The coding region runs from base 1 to 1857 and encodes 618 amino acids. NCBI's taxonomy places the organism in Eukaryota, Apicomplexa, Conoidasida, Eugregarinorida, Gregarinidae.
AUGCGAAGUUGCGGUUCAUCAUUGGAAGAAGCGCAAAACAUUCCGUUUCUGUCAGUUGCUCUAGGGACGAUAUUUGAUGCCGGGGAUCCUAAGGAUUGCCCAUGUGCGUCUCUGUUGACGGACACGGUUCUCUUUGGGUCGGAUUCUUCAAGUUCGACGCAUGUGCCUGAGCCUUUGAAAAACUGCGAGCGACUACGAUUGGGUCGUGCAGACAGGCUGACUCCGAGACUCUAUCUGGCUAUUGCAUUGCAGACGUUGGACAAGCUGAUGGAGAAUGAUGACCUCCUGCUAUGUCACAAGGACCAAAUACAGUUGCACGCCCGACAAAUCCGGCCGACAGUAUAUCUGGACUUCGAGUACGAGAAGUAUGUGGCUGGAGAGGAGAGGUUUGAGGUUCGCGGAGAGAAGGAUCGAGUCCGUUGGGCUCAGCGCGCUUUGCUACAUUUGGCUCGUGUCGGCAAAGUGGUGGGGCUCGUGGCCGAAGGCUUCGUUCCUGUGCCGGAAACGAUGAUUGGCGGAGAUUGGGCGGAAGACGGAUUUGUGGCAAAGUCAGCACACGGCAAUUGGUGGCAGGAAAAUGAAGGUAGUUGGCAUGAAGGUAGUUGGCAAGAAGGUACUUGGCAUGAAGGCACUUGGCAGGAAGGUAGUUGGCAAGAAGAUAGUUGGCAUGAUUUAUUUUUAGCCAAGUUAGACCGUGCGGCGUUAGCUGUGCACGCGAGUCUGACUGCUGACUUUAAGUGGUUGGAUGAGUUGCGAAAAUCAUUGCUGGCGGCGUAUCAUGAGUGGGAUAAGUCGGGGCGGUAUCGAGACCGCGUGUGGAAAGGUGUGUGUCGACCUAUGCUCAGUAUGGACCGUUACGGACGUGUGGCGACAGUGUCCACAGAUGCGGCGGGUGAAGGCAUUCAAACGCGUUCUUGCGCGCGAUGCAUUGAGGGACCGCUUACGAGUCUAGCGGUACCUGGGUGCGUUUCGAAUAUGAGACUGGCCCCAUAUGUGGACCACUGGGUGCCUCCUUCACCGAAGACACCACGAUCGAUAUGGCCGGAUAGUGACUACGCUCCGGGUGCACGUUGGGACGUGGUGAGGCCAUGGAUGCGUGGUUCGUGGCGUGAGGAAUAUGCGCGUGCAGCCACUGCCAUCGCGGAUGUGGCCACAACACUACAAACGAAUACCGAAGAGCUGCCCUGCUCAGCCACCUGGAUGCCCUGGCGUAGUGAACUUUUGCCCGAAGACGAAGAGACCUUCGAAAAAGUACACGGCGAAAUCGACAAGCAAAUCGCACUCUGGCGUGUUACCCCACUCCGCAGCCUACUGCGCUACUUUCGCUUCGCUCCUAAGAUGGUCGACUACCUUGAACGACAGUGUGCUCUUGGACUUCACCAUGCCCGCAAACUUUGCCCGAACACACACUUCUUUGUCGGCUGCUAUAACCAAGUUUACGCCGUACUCAACUUCCAGCAUGACGAAAGUCGCGACGGUGAUGGAGACGACGCCUGGCGUCAAUUCGUGAACGCCCAAACGGGUUGCUCAAACCACCGUCCAGGCUUUUGGUCACAAUUGUCUUCAAGCUCCCGUCCUGACUCUCUCGGCUCUUUGGAUUCAUUCAAUACCUCCCGACCUAGUUCCGUUGAUUCGUCCGACUACUUCCCAUCCAGCACACCCGACCAUCUGGAUCACCCCUUCAACAAGUCAAGAAUCAGACUUCUGCUGGCGCCACUCUGCCUCACAACCAGCUCGGUCCACGAAGCAAAAAGCAAGACGAGCGCCUUCUGGACUAAGGUACGUUUGGAGGCAGGCUCCGCAGACUUUGUUACAGAAAAACUGAAGCCUGGUCGCAAAAAAAGAAGCCCGGACUGA